Messenger RNA from Phytophthora nicotianae INRA-310, 549 nucleotides. RefSeq lists its product as hypothetical. The transcript has a single exon. Bases 1 to 549 code for a protein of 182 amino acids. Lineage: Eukaryota; Oomycota; Peronosporomycetes; Peronosporales; Peronosporaceae. The record is from RefSeq and is a predicted model, not a curated record.
AUGGGUAGGUGGCACUGCUAUGCUGAAGGAACGGGUGACCAUGUCCGUCGAGCAGUGUAUCUAGCUGCAUCUAAACUGCUUGGUGGAUUGCACCCCACUCAACAGACAAGUUACGAAGACACAGACUCUAUGCAAGGUGUUGCAUCAAUGCUGUGCCGCCUCGGCUUGCGUCCGCGAGCAAGUUCCGCAUUCGCGUCUCAGGCCAUCGCGAACUUCAUGGCUGUGCUUCACCACAUUAACUAUAUGCUAGAUGCUCACAUCUGCAGCUACGUGACGAAGCCGGUACUAGCCUUUGGCGUGACGCACGUGUGGUAUGAAAUUAAACAACAGGUGCUGGGCAAGUACAUCCUGCCUAAGUUUUGGGAACUGCUCACGCAAGGAGUGAUCGAAACCGGUGACAUUGGCGUAGUGGUUGCACGCAGUUUCUUGCUCUUGGCGAUGGACGCGACCAUCGCGCACGGACUUCCUGUCGAUGCAUACUCUUUAGCCAAUGGGACACACCAUUUCAUAGGCCAGUUUUGCUCUGUGAAGCGGUUCCUAAGUGUUUGA